AUGAUUUUUACAAAUAUUAACCAUUUUUGCCACAACAGGUCCGAAAUUGUCAUCUGUCUGGCCUUCUGUCUUGUACUUGAAAAAGGAUUAUGUUCAUAUCACGAUAGCGACUAUAUGAACCAUCUCAUUGACAAUCGGUUUGUAGCCGGGUUCCGACUUGAUGCUGCUAAGCACAUGUGGCCUGUCGACAUUAAGCGUGCGCUCUCCAGCACUGCUCCAGCUAGUCCACCCAAUGUCACCCUUCCGGCAGCGCUCUACGGUCAAGUCCCCUGCUUGAUGCCCUGGCUGGCUCUUCCGAAACCACUCUUCAGAUCCCAGAUACAGGUCGGUGUUUAUGUGGGUGCAGUCAUUAACCACAUGUGUGGAGGAGGAGGUGGUGAAGGAAAAAGCAGCACCUGUGGAAGUUACUACAACGCUAAUAAAAGAGACUUCCCAUCAGUUCCGUACUCUGCUUGGGAUUUUAAUGAUGCAAAAUGUGAUGCAAAUAUUGGUUCCUACCAGGAUGCGUAUCAGGUCAGAAAUUGUCAUCUGUCUGGCCUUCUGCAUCUUGUACUUGAAAAGGAUUAUGUUCAUAUCAAGAUAGCUGACUAUAUGAACCAUCUCAUUGACAUCGGUGUAGCAGGGUUCCGACUUGAUGCUGCUAAGCACAUGUGGCCUGGAGACAUUAAGGCAAUUUUGGAUAAACUGCGUAACCUAAAUACAAAAUGGUUCAGUCAAGGAAGCAGACCUUUCAUUUAUCAAGAGGUCAUUGAUCUGAGUGGUGAGGCAGUUAAAAGUAGUGAGCACUAUGGAAAUGGUCGUGUGACAGAAUUUAACUAUGGAGCAAAACUCGGCACAGUUAUCCGCCAGUGGAAUGGAGAGAAGAUGUCUUAUUUAAGGAACUGGGAAGAAGGCUGGGAUAUGGUGCCUUCUGACAGAGCCUUUGUGUUUGUGGACAACCAUGAUAAUCAGCUAGGACAUGGUGCUGGAAGAGCAUCCAUCUUGACAUUCUUGGAUGCGAGAAUGUAUAAAAUGGCUGUUGGAUUCAUGUUGGGUUAUGGAUUCACAAGAGUAAUGUCAAGUUACGGCUGGCAAAGAAAUUUCCAGGGUGGAAAAGCAAGUCUUGUAAUUGUUCAAAGUGUGGUUUAUUCUACAGAAGAAAGUGGUUCUGUGUUAGUUUAA
This is a messenger RNA of Acomys russatus (golden spiny mouse), 1161 nucleotides long. Its product is annotated as pancreatic alpha-amylase-like. The record is from RefSeq and is a predicted model, not a curated record. Gene Ontology annotation, biological process: carbohydrate metabolic process. Gene Ontology annotation, molecular function: alpha-amylase activity; cation binding. NCBI's taxonomy places the organism in Eukaryota, Metazoa, Chordata, Mammalia, Rodentia, Muridae. The transcript is spliced from 8 exons. The coding region runs from base 1 to 1161 and encodes 386 amino acids.